Venustampulla echinocandica is the source of this 2229-nucleotide messenger RNA. RefSeq lists its product as uncharacterized. The coding region runs from base 1 to 2229 and encodes 742 amino acids. NCBI's taxonomy places the organism in Eukaryota, Fungi, Ascomycota, Leotiomycetes, Helotiales, Pleuroascaceae. The record is from RefSeq and is a predicted model, not a curated record. The transcript is spliced from 3 exons.
AUGGCUCCACGAAAAGUCAGCAAACGUUCAAACCGAGAAGUUGAUGAAGAUUACUCUGAGCAGCCAUUAGAGAAAAGACAAUUCACUGGACGUUCCACUUGUCAUAGCCGCAGGAAAUCAACCAAAGCAAAGCAAACGCGUAGUAUGACACCUGCAAUCUACAACACGCAAGAAUCGCAGCCACCGCCACCAAUACACUCCCCGUCACUUUCAAGACAUAUUGAAGUUAUUGAUCUCUCGCAAGAAUUCAUGUCAAAAACGAUGACCGAUCAUGGAUCCGCCCAAUUCAGGAGCGGUGAUGUAUAUAUUGAACUACAGGGCCCUCAGAAAUACUCAUAUACUCUCCUUUCAAGAGUAUUAUCUCGAACUUCAGACUGGUUCAAAGCAAGCUUGGAGCAGCCAACUCCCGAAUUCAACCACCAACUUGCAGCAGCGAUGACGCGCACAAGCGGAAUCGCCCACAGAUAUGACCUGAGCUACGAUCCAGAUGAGGGACUGUGGCUCUUAGCAAAGACGUCACUCACUACACCAAAGGAAUUGGACAAAACUGAACAAUCUUCGAACCGUUCCACUCGUCCCGAGCUCUCCCUAACGUUAGACGGAAACUCAAGUCCAAGAACUCCGCCAAAACAACAUCGCGGCACUGGAGACGGCAUCCUGAAAUAUCCUACACCAUCUUCAAAUAGAAAGAAUAUUGAAAGGGGUCUAGAUUUCAACGUUGAGGAUCCUCUGGACAUGAAAAGGUAUGCCUCAGAAGACCCAAGCAUUAAAGAAGAAGAAGAAGCUGUUGAGACAGCUGGAAAUUAUCUGAGCCCCAAGAUCGACAGCUCGGAAGAUUAUCCAAGUAUUAAAGUGGAGACAGCUGAGGAUUAUUUGAAUAUGAGUUACGAACAGAGGCAGGAUACCUUGAGUAUUAUAAAUGAAGAAGCUACAGAUAGCCCUGGGAUAUCUCAAAGCACGAAGGCCGAAUGUGCAGAACAUGAUCAAAACAUGGAAAAUCAGGGCGAGGUUCAGAUAGUUGAAAAUCCCUUGCAAAUGAGAUGCAGAGAAUCAGAAAUCACUGGAAAUGCUAAGGAGAAAGAGGAACUUGGGAGUCUUCCAAGCCCUCACAGUAUGCAGAUCGAAGGUCAGGAAGAUAACCCUUAUGCUAGAGGUGCGAAGGAGGUUGAGAUGAUCGACACUACUCCAACUACUCCACCUACUAAGAACAGAAAGACCGAAGGCGUUCCAAACACUAAAAGGGAAAAUUUGGCUGCAUCCACAACCAAUGGGGGAAAUGAGGGUAACAUAUUUAAAAACGAGCAAGCCCGAGAAGAUGGGGUUUUGGAUACAGCCAAUACCGAUGUUAUUAACCCACAUAUCACCUAUGACGAAGCUAGAGUAGCAUUCAACAAUCUUUUCCUGGCUUACUAUGGAAGGCCCCCAAAUAUCUGCAGCACAAACACCGAAGUCGCCCUUCAGGAGACCGAGCUACUUCUCAACAUCUCCGAGUUCUAUGGCAGCACACCGAUAUUACACGCCAGUCUUAACAGUGCCCUGUUACAGCAUGGCCGCUCCCUCUACAGGGCCAUUCGGAGAGAUCCACCCCGUUGGCUGUUUAUCUCUUACCUUUUAAGAUGCGUGCCUAUCUUCAGAGAAGCGGUCAUUCACAUCGUCGGCUCACACCCACAUUGGCCAUGGACCACGGUCCCAAAAUACAAGAUUCCGGGUCCUCUAUUAGACCUAAUCGAUGCCAAGGUUGAGGAACUACAGAAGCUUAAGGUCCAUGUAAAUGGGCUUCUUUUUCUGUCCUCUAUCUGUGUUGAGGGCCAGGAUGUAAUGUUUGCAAGGGAUAGCAAGGGGACUUCUCAAUCAGCGUACCAAGUCGUCCAUAUAUGGCAUGAUUGGUUUCGCAGCUCCCUCAAGCACGCUCGUUCAGUCGGGAAUGAGGAACAUCGGACCAUGGAUGCGGUUAUGUAUCGCAAGAUGGCACGUGGGGGAGGCGCAUAUUUGCCUUCGGCCGACAUCAAUGAUAUGUUGAAGGCACAAAUUAAGCACCCAAUGGAGGUUGGAGAUGGAAGCGAAGUGAAGGAGGAUUUGGGAAUCAUGAAACAGUAUGCGAUGAAGGUGAUUCAGCCCUUGGUCGAGAAUGAGAGCAUGUUGGAGCCAGAGAGGGAGGGCAUUGACUAUUUGACUUGCACGAGAGUGGACGGUACGGAGCUCCCUUGGGCUAUUCGCCAAAGUCAUUAG